Molecule: messenger RNA, 1932 nt
Organism: Neopelma chrysocephalum (saffron-crested tyrant-manakin)
Lineage: Eukaryota; Metazoa; Chordata; Aves; Passeriformes; Pipridae
Gene: TMEM186
Product: transmembrane protein 186
Exons: 2
Coding region: 8-751 (247 amino acids)
Cellular component (GO): mitochondrion
Source: RefSeq, a predicted model, not a curated record
CGGGAACAUGGCGGCGGCUUGGCUCUGCACAGCCAGGACUAAAGUCUGCAUGGCACCAGCUUUUGGGAGAUGUCUGCAGAAGGCGCUCUGGACAAGGUCGUGGAGAAGGGGAGAUGCUCGCCCGCCCUGGACUUUUGGCACGUGGGAGUGUUUGCAGCCAAAAAACCAGCAAGUCAGUGGUGUUAACAGUUAUCUCAGGAGACAGCGAGAGUCUGUGUGUCUGUCCCAUUCGACCACUGCUGCUAUGGUCCAGCAGAAGGCUGUGGAUGGGAGGACAGAAGAGUUCAAACUGGUCUACAGGUUUCCAGGGAUAAAGUACUGCAGGGUCCUGUCCAGACUGAAGCUGUUGCAGACUGCCACCACCAUGGUCACGCUGCCUCCCAUCUGGUACCUCUACCUGCAGAACGAGGUGUCUCAGAAUAUCCUCUUAUACACAACUGGCCUUGCAGUCUUUGCUGGUGCAAUGUUGUAUAGUAUGAGCUACUUUUUCAGAAGAAUUAUUGGAUUCAUCUACUUGAGUGAAAGUGGUCAAACUGUCAGAGUGGCCCACUUGACAUUCUGGGGAAGACGGAAUGACAUUUACUGUCCCAUAGAGACAGUGGUGACUUUGGAUGAAGUUGGAGACAGCAAAGGAGAGCUGCUUCUCCAGUUCAAACGGUAUAACAGCACAGAUACUUUAUAUUUUACAGUUAAGUAUGGACAGAUUGUAGACAGAGAGAAGUUUACUCAAAUAUUUGGUGAACUUGUGUGAUACAGCUGCUCGUUUCCAGUGAUUUUCCAUAUUGCAUGUUCGUUGUGCUUAUUGUUCCAUGAGGUUCAAUUAGCUUACCCAACUGACACCCCUGUCCUUUUCCUAUGCAAACCCAGGAUCGAAAGUCACAGUGGUAAAGAAUAAUCCACUGGAUUAAAUGUCUUUGCAGCUUGUUUAUGGUGUGAGGAGUGUCUGUUUCACGUUGGAUUCAGUGAUGUCUGUGUUGUGCUGUCACAGCACUUCCAAGGCUGAACUGUCCUCCUUGGAACAUGCAUUAGGGGGCUGCAUUAGUGGUGCUGACCCCAACUGUCUCAGCUGGCCCCUUCACUUGUUGUGAAACAGGAAAGACUCUCAAAGUGAAAUACAGGAGAUGCCAGAGCACCCUCACUCCAAAUCAGUGCUUCUUUUAGCCAAUUCCAGGUUGGUUGGGAAGCCUCUGGAAAUUGAAACUGGUCUUGUAUGUACACAUGAUGAGUGAUGGUGAAUGUCAGACACAGACAUGCUUAUGUGUUAGUGAAAUGUGAGUUAUGUGCUGAUGCAGCUGGGAAGGAUGGGUGUAAUGCUGUGGAGGGUGGAUGUGGUCUCCUGGCAAGAUCCUCCAGGAUGUGAAUGUAACUGGACAAAAGAAGGGUGUGUGCUGCAAGAGGCACUGGCAGCUCAGCUGUAAGGGUAAGUUACAGGCUGGGGCAGCAUUUCAGGAGCCUCUACAGAAAUUGCUGCCCCAUUUAAUCAUAGAAUAUUAAGGGGUUGGAAUGGACCUUAAGGAUCAUCUCACCCUAAUGCCCCUUGCCAUGGUCAGGGACACCUCUCACUAGACCACAUUCCUCAAGGCUUUAUCCAACCUGGCCUUGGACACUGCCAAGGUUGGGGCAUCUACAACCUCCCUGUUCCAGUGUCUCACCACCCUCACAGUAAAACAUUUCUUCCCACUGGAAUGGUAAAAGCAGCACGUGUAUCCAUGAAGGACAAUGGUCUUACUCCAUGGUGUUAGUAUGACUCCUCCUUUUCCAAAAGCUCAGUAGAAGGGAGGAAUUUAAACCUGAGAAAGAACCAAACCUAUCACCUGUAACACGUAACACAUCUUUUGAAUUGUCAGAAGCAAGUUAACCCCUUACACCACUCUUCUAGCUGUUACUUCAUUUGAAAGUGGCAAAUAAACUGACCCUCACCAAUAAUCUGGA